This is a messenger RNA of Bactrocera tryoni, 6265 nucleotides long. RefSeq names its product potassium voltage-gated channel subfamily H member 8 (gene Elk). Gene Ontology annotation, biological process: regulation of membrane potential; potassium ion transmembrane transport. Lineage: Eukaryota; Metazoa; Arthropoda; Insecta; Diptera; Tephritidae. The transcript is spliced from 17 exons. The record is from RefSeq and is a predicted model, not a curated record. Bases 352 to 4566 code for a protein of 1404 amino acids. Gene Ontology annotation, molecular function: voltage-gated potassium channel activity. Gene Ontology annotation, cellular component: membrane.
CACAAAGAAAAGCAAGCAAAAAGCACAGAGAAAAGUAUAUAAAGAAAUACAUAAAAUUACAUAAUAAUAAAAUAAACCGUCAUACAAGCUGAUCUAAGCGGCUGUGUUACAUCUGUUGCACAACAGCUUGACGUCUGGCAGCGUGUGAGUCCAGCUUCCUACAACGCUCACGCUGGUAAAAAGCAUUCAAAAUAUUUGUACGUCGCUUAGCUAGAGUGGCAACAUUGGCGGUACGACGGGCUUGACGAGCGACGGUAACGAACUGUGUACCAAAAAACUGGUGGCUGCGCGUUGAUUGAGCGAAAAUAUUUUCAUCGUGAGAAGAAACUAUAUAAAAGACCCUACAAUCCAAUGCCAGCCCGAAAGGGGCUGCUUGCGCCCCAAAAUACCUUCUUGGAUACGAUCGCAACACGUUUCGAUGGCACACAUUCAAAUUUCGUGCUUGGCAAUGCGCAGGCAAAUGGCAAUCCAAUUGUUUAUUGUUCGGAUGGCUUCGUGGAGCUGACAAGAUAUUCGCGUGCGCAAAUAAUGCAGAAGGGAUGCUCGUGCCAUUUCCUAUAUGGACCGGAAACAAAAGACGAGCACAAACAGCAAAUUGAAAAAAGUCUGAUGAAUAAGACCGAAUUGAAAUUGGAAGUUAUUUUUUACAAAAAAGAUGGUUCACCGUUUUGGUGUCUCUUUGACAUUGUGCCAAUUAAGAACGAAAAACGCGAUGUGGUGCUCUUUUUGGCAUCACACAAGGAUAUUACACAUACAAAGAUGUUGGAGAUGAAUGUAAAUGAAGAAUGUGAUAGCGUUUUUGCCCUUACAGCUGCUUUGUUGGGCGCGCGUUUUCGUGCCGGUUCCAAUGCUGGCAUGCUGGGCUUGGGCGGCCUGCCGGGUCUGGGCGGUCCGCCGACAUCGGAGGCGGAUGCUGACGGCAUGGAGGGCAAUAAUCUGGAUGUACCUGCUGGCUGUAAUAUGGGACGGCGACGUAGUCGCGCGGUGCUCUAUCAACUAUCCGGCCACUACAAGCCGGAGAAGGUGAAGACGAAAUUGAAAUUAGGAAAUAAUUUAUUGCAUUCAACGGAGGCGCCUUUUCCCGAAUACAAAACGCAAUCAAUAAAAAAGUCACGCUUCAUUCUGCCGCAUUACGGUGUUUUCAAGGGUUUUUGGGACUGGAUUAUAUUGGUGUCCACCUUCUAUGUGGCCGUUUUGGUGCCAUACAAUGCGGCAUUCGCGAAAGCUGAUCGUCAAACCAUGGUGUCGGAUGUUAUUGUCGAGGCGCUGUUCAUUGCAGACAUUUUAUUGAAUUUUCGUACAACGUUCGUCUCGAGCAAAGGUGAAGUUGUCUCCGAUUCCAAGCUGAUUGCGAUUAACUAUUUGCGCGGCUGGUUCGUGGUCGAUUUGCUGGCGGCGCUGCCGUUCGAUCAUCUGUAUGCAUCGGAUUUAUACAAUGGCGAGGAGUCGCACAUUCAUUUGGUGAAAUUGACACGCCUGUUGCGCCUGGCACGGCUACUGCAAAAAAUGGAUCGAUACUCACAGUACACCGCCAUGAUACUGACACUGCUGAUGUUGUGCUUCUCGCUGGUGGCGCAUUGGUUGGCCUGCAUCUGGUAUGUCAUUGCCGAAAAGGAGUACAUGAUGAAUGAUAGCGGCUGGGAUAUAGGUUGGAUGCACGCUUUGUCUGAGCGCUUGAAGAUACCCAUCACAAAUAUCACCAACGCCGAGGCCUAUUCGACGGCGCUGUAUUUCACCUUCACCAGCCUAACGUCGGUGGGGUUUGGCAAUGUAUCCGCGAAUACGACGGCGGAGAAAGUCUUCUCCAUCAUCAUGAUGCUAAUUGGAGCAUUAAUGCACGCCGUCGUGUUCGGCAAUGUGACGGCGAUAAUCCAGCGCAUGUAUUCCCGGCGUUCAUUGUACGAGAGCAAAUGGCGUGACUUAAAGGAUUUUAUAGCGCUGCAUCAGAUGCCCAAAGAACUGAAACAAAGGAUUGAAGAUUACUUCCAGACAUCGUGGUCGCUCAACCAUGGCAUUGAUAUUUACGAGACGCUACGCGAAUUUCCCGAGGAGCUGCGCGGCGAUGUGUCCAUGCAUUUACACCGUGAGAUCCUGCAAUUGCCGAUAUUCGAAGCCGCCUCACAGGGCUGUCGGAAGCUGCUUUCACUACACAUCAAGACCAACUUUUGCGCACCCGGUGAAUUUUUGAUACACAAGGGUGACGCGCUAAACUAUAUCUACUAUCUUUGUAAUGGUUCCAUGGAGGUCAUCAAGGACGAUAUGGUGGUGGCUAUAUUGGGCAAAGGCGAUUUGGUUGGCUCUGACAUUAACGUCCAUUUGGUGGCCACUUCCAAUGGCCAGAUGACAGCGACCACCAACAGUGCGGGUCAGGAUGCGGUGGUGCGCAGUAGCAGUGAUGUGAAGGCGCUCACUUAUUGCGAUCUGAAGUGCGUGCAUAUGGGCGGCUUGGUUGAGGUGCUGCGUCUCUAUCCGGAAUACCAGCAACAGUUUGCCAAUGAUAUACAACACGAUCUCACAUUCAACUUACGUGAAGGUUAUGAAUGUCAGGACUCAGAAAUAGGACCAUCAUUUCCGUUGCCAAGCAUAAGCGAAGACGAUGAGAACCAGCAGGACGGCGAUGGUGGCGAUGAUGAUAAUGAAAAUGGUGCGAACGCCUCACCACAUCACAGCAUUACUACACCAUCACCAUUGCAUGGACGCUCACCAUUGCUGGGUUUGAAUAGUCCACGUUUAAUGAAAUUACAUCCGCGUGGACGUUCGCUGAUAACCUUGCGUGAGCGUGUGGAGCGGCAACGUUCACUAAAUAUAACAUCAAGUUUGGAUACCGGCUCCAUGGAUGAGGAUAUGAACGGCGAGGAUGGGGAUGAUGAUGUGCACAGCAUAAAGAAGAAACCUUCGAUGGAACGCUUGGAUUCGCAGGUGUCGACGCUGCACAAUGAUGUGGCGCAGCUGAGUCUGGAAGUGCGCAAUGCCAUACAGGCGCUACAGGAGAUGACGUUUUCGACUAUGGCCUCGCAGGCUAGUCUCAAAUUCCCACCUGCACGUUCUAUACCCAAUAUAUGUGGUACCGUUGGUGGCGUAGUGGGUAUGGGCAGCACCAUGCACUUUGUGGCGAGUAGCACAGAUGAUAUGUCACUGCAGCGUUCGUCCUCUCAUCCGCCUGAAAUCUGGGGACGUGAAAUGCAACUGCCUUUUGCAGGCGGUGCGACAGUACAAGGAAGUAAAGCUGCUGUUGAUGCUGGUGGCGGCAUCAGUGCUACUGGUAGCGCCAAGACAAACUCGCCGGCUGCGCCAGAAGUGCCGAAAAUAUCGCGCGCUACACAAACAGACUUCUAUAAGAUAGACUUUCCCGUUUUCGAACGUUUUGUAUUGGCCAAUCCACGUUUGGUGCUCGGCCUGCUGGGUAUUGAUCCGGCGAUAAAGACUGAAAUUGAAUUGCUACAACAACAGCAGACUCUACAAGUAUCGCCAUUGAAUACAAUCGAGGAGGUUAUAUCGCCCGCCGAAGGCCCCGGCUCGGUUACCGGCUCCAAUGAACGCUUACUGGGCGACAGCUUCUGUGGCAACGGCAAGUCGUACGCCGUGAUGGAUGAUGAGAAUUCCAAUGAUUAUCGUUGGAUAAUGAAACAUUCCGUGAGUAAAAGUAGUAAUUGUUGUCGCUCGACGGAGGCUUUACUGCAACCCAUCGAAGAGCAACAGGAGCUGCCAAAGUACUCGGUUCAAUCAGCGCAACGCAUGCCACAGUCACCACCCUCGCGAUACGAGCACCACUACACGUCCGCUACGACAACCGCGACGACAAUCAUUGCCGCGACGCCGGCAUCUGCUGAUCAGGCAGCCACUUUCCAAUUAGUUAGCGAAGCAGAACGAACAGGCGGUUCUGUGAAAACUCAACAGCAGCCAGCACACCGCACAACGCGGCGGAACUCCAAUACCAACUACAGCCAAAACCAAAGCAACAGCAAUAGCAGUCUCUCGAGCAAUGCGUCCACACAUUCGAAUAGUAGCAACAGUCCGCCUGCGACAACAACUGCCGGCACGACCGGACACAAUGGACCGGUUAGUGGUGGCACAGGUGGCAGCACGAUUAGCGGUGGCGGCGGAGGUAACAGUGCAUCCAGUAACAACAACAGUCGACGCUCUUCUUGGAAACUUCACCGUUCACAAAGUGGCGACUAUAAACGUUUACCCGAGGCGCUAGAGGACUCACCGCCGGGAAAGAUCAUUACCGCUGCUAGUGCAACAACAACCACGUCUGUCACACAUUACGCAUACAGCGGCGGUGGCGCCGCCGACGAACAUCUCGAACUUCUCGCCAGCAGACGCUCAUCGCGCGCCAGUUGCGCAUCGGUGGUCAGCGCGGCCGCAGAGGCGGCAGUGGUGAGCAAGCGUAACAGUCUCAAUGCGAAUCGCUCCCUGUUGAGCGUUAGCGGUGCUGGCGCUGGUACAAAUGGUGGCCAUGGGCAUACGAGUUAUCGUUUCUCCGCUGGCGAUGCUGACAAACUAGAAAAGGGACUGAAGGGUUUGCCAUCGACGAGAUCGCUGCGGGACGCCAGCGUAAAUUAGUUGGACGCCAGCGGCUGGAAACCGAAGAAAUCGCUGAAGCGGAGACGUAGUAAUAGCUGCAUAUCUAGCUAGUUUUUUAAGAAAUCAUGAACCGAGUGCUGUGCGAAAGUGGACAAAAAGACAGAUUUGUAGUUAGGUACAAAUGAGAUGAGUGAUAAAAGAGAAGAAGAAAGCAGUGGUUGUGUUUUAGCUGGAGCAUAUAAAUUCAUAGGUUAAGGUGGAAGAAAGUGAUAGAGAAUUUGUUUGAAUAUAAUGGGUAGGAAAUUAGUAAUGCUGAGAGAGAGCUUAAAACCCUAGGAGUAUCUAUUAGAAGCCAAGUAAGAAAGAAACGUGUAUUGUCAAGGAAAUCUUUUUAUACUAUUUGCUAAACAUAUAAUAUUUAUUCGUUUUCGUAAUUGAUCCACUUGUUGAAUUUUACUGCUACUUCUUUCUGAGUAAAGCUUUAUAUUAGUGGGUUCAAAAUUUUGUAUUCCUAUACAUAAUUUUCAGAAAAUAUUACGGUAGGUUGGGUUAGAUUAGUCUGGUCGGCUAAUGCGCUACACAUAGACCAUUUUUGCUCCUUAGCGGUCUCAGUUGGAGUCCAUUAGGUAGUUCAUGAGCAAUAGUCAUCAUUAAGGAUGCCAGCUGUUGAUGCGAGUUUCUAUAGGUUCCGUGGCCGCACUCUCGCUACUUCUUCCAGCGUCUCAUACCGUAAGCCACCAAUAGUUAAAGCGUUACCUUGCCAAUGUAGGGCAAGUGCACAAGAGAAGAUCCAAUGCUUACUGGUGCCUUGCUCCUGGCAUUUCUCGCAGCUAUCACACUCUGUUAGUUCCAUUCUGUAACCAAUGGAUUUUCCAAUCAUGCUUAUAAGGUAGCUUCUAUCAAGAACGAUAAGGCACUUAGUGUAUUUCUGACCUACAUUUUUUCAUAUGACUUUUGCAGUUUUGUAUCCGAUGUUUCGAGUUUCCUUGUCAUGCUCUUGUCCAGAUUGUCGUAAGGACAAAGCAUGGGCUUACCAAUGUCGCUCCUGUUUUCGGCUGACGGUCGUACACAACUCUUGGCAAUAGCGUCUACUAUAUCAUAGCUGUCGAUGCCUUUGUGGCUUGGCACCCUAGAAACAUUCUGAUAAUCCUCUGUAAAAAUUACUCUGCAAAUGGUAUUUAUUAAUGAAGUUUAAAAGGAUCCUUGUUGAUGCUUUUUUUCCAAAACCUUUAAAAUACUGGAGUACACCAUUCUAGUACACUUUGAAUAUUUGUAAUCGGACUUAUGAACAACAACUUUGCGGUUAUGGUUAUCGCUUGCAGAGGCUCGUCUUCUUUUUAUUCGUUGGACCUUUCGCUAAGAUCGAUUUGGUAGGCAUCGUUAAUGAAGUAACACAAUGCUUGAAGUGUUUCUGAAUAGUAAGCAUACAAGUUUUGAGUUCUUUUAGACUAUUCUACUCAAUUAUCCAGCAAUGACAUAACUUGACAGCUCAAAUUUGUCAUAAACGAAUAUAGUAUACUCCAACCUUCGGUGAUAUACGCAUGAGAGCGUUAGAGAGUAUCUUGCUUGGGGGCUGCACGAAGCUUAUCUCACAUUAGUUUAGUUUAGAAGUGAGCUAACGGGAGUAUGGAAAUGAGUAGGAAUUAGAAAUUGAGUGAGUUUUUAGUAAGUAACAGUGAGUGAUUAUAUCAUAUACAUAGAAAAGAAGAGAUAUUUUUAACAGAUAAAAAAUAAAAAA